AUGUCAGAUUCCAACAAAACCGACUUCACAAACCCCACCACCUUCAUCCUGCUGGGCAUUCCUGGCCUGGAACCAGUCCAUGUCUUGAUCUCCAUCCCCUUCUGCACCAUGUACACCAUAGCCAUCUUGGGGAACUUCACCAUCCUGUUCAUUGUGAAGAGGGAGCCGAGCCUCCAUAGGCCCAUGUACUACUUCCUCUCCAUGCUGGCCAUCACCGACCUGCUCCUGUCCACAUCCACCCUACCCAAAACACUGAGCAUCUUCUGGUUCAAUUCCAGGGAGAUCGAUUUCAGUGCCUGCCUCACCCAGAUGUUCUUCAUUCACUCCUUCUUUGUGAUGGAGUCUGGGAUACUCGUGGCCAUGGCUUUGGAUCGCUACGUGGCCAUCUGCCAUCCCUUGAGAUAUUCCACCAUCCUGACAAACACCCUGGUGGCCAAGAUUGGCCUGGCUGUGGUGCUGCGUGGCAUCAUGGUCAUACUGCCCUAUCCCUUCCUGGCGAGGCGGUGGUCAUAUUGUAGAACCAACAUCAUCCCCCACACGUACUGUGAGCACAUGGCUGUGGUGAAGCUGGCCUGCACCUACACCCACGUCAGUACUUACUACGGCCUCUUUGUGCUAUUCUGUGGGGGGGGUCUGGAUGUGAUUUUUAUCACUGUGUCCUAUACCCAGAUCCUCAGGGCCAUCUUCAUCCUCCCCACAAAGGACGCCCGGCUCAAGGCUUUGGGGACCUGCAGCUCCCACUUCUGUGCCAUCUUAGCCUUUCACAUCCCAGUUCUCUUCUCCUCCCUCACAUAUCAGUUUGGCCACAAUGUGCCCCUACAUUUCCAUGUUCUCAUUGCCAAUGUGUACCUCCGUGUGCCCCCCAUGCUGCACCCCAUUAUCUAUGGGGUGAGGACCAAACAGAUCCGGGACAGGCUGCUCCGGCUAUUUACUCAGAAAGGGACUUAA
Messenger RNA from Mauremys reevesii (Reeves's turtle), 948 nucleotides. Its product is annotated as olfactory receptor 52N1-like. NCBI's taxonomy places the organism in Eukaryota, Metazoa, Chordata, Testudines, Geoemydidae. The coding region runs from base 1 to 948 and encodes 315 amino acids. Gene Ontology annotation, biological process: G protein-coupled receptor signaling pathway. The transcript has a single exon. Gene Ontology annotation, cellular component: membrane. The record is from RefSeq and is a predicted model, not a curated record. Gene Ontology annotation, molecular function: G protein-coupled receptor activity; olfactory receptor activity.